AUGGACCAGCGCGGAGCAGAGGGCUCGGGCAUGGCUGAUUUUGCCGGAGAGCGGGUGCCCUGCUGCCAGGGGCUUCGCUACUGCAGAGCCCGUGAUGAGGCUGCUGGGAGGCGGGGGCUCGGCCGAGCGCGGCACGCUGUCUCAGAGCUGUCCCAUCUGGUAAAAUCCUUGGUUCGUUUCGCCUGCCUGAGCGUCGACCCGACGGAGGGAGGAUCAACAUCGGAGAUGGUCGCAGUAAUCAGCGCAGCGCUGGCGGCUGGGCUGGGCUCGAGCUUCCUCGCUUUAGCUGCGCCCAAAAAGGCCGCCCGCGCCGGAGGUAGACCGGUGGGACGAAAUAACCGGCGGAUCAACCGGGGGAUCGUGGAGGAGUGCUGCUUUCGGAGCUGCGACCUGGCUCUGCUGGAAACCUACUGCGCCAAGUCGGUCAAGUCGGAGCGCGACCUCUCCGCCACCUCCCUGGCGGGCCUGCCCGCGCUCAACAAGGAGAGCUUCCAGAAGCCCUCUCACGCCAAGUACUCCAAGUACGACGUGUGGCAGAAGAAGAGCUCCCAGCGGCUGCAGCGGGAGGUGCCGGGCAUCCUGCGGGCUCGC
Molecule: messenger RNA, 591 nt
Organism: Fulmarus glacialis (Northern fulmar)
Lineage: Eukaryota; Metazoa; Chordata; Aves; Procellariiformes; Procellariidae
Exons: 6
Cellular component (GO): extracellular region
Molecular function (GO): hormone activity; growth factor activity
Source: RefSeq, a predicted model, not a curated record